CUGGGUGCAUUCUCUCGCUCGCUGUUUCUUGGAGCAGCCAUGGGGAAGGUGAACGUGGCCAAGCUGCGCUACCUGUCACGGGACGACUUCAGGGUUCUGACCGCGGUCGAAAUGGGCAUGAAGAACCAUGAAAUAGUUCCUUGCAGUUUGAUUGCCUCCAUAGCCAGCCUUAAACAUGGUGGUUGUAAUAAGAUUUUGAGAGAACUGGCAAAACAUAAACUCUUAGCUUAUGAACGAACGAAAACUGUCCAAGGCUAUCGAUUGACAAAUGCAGGUUAUGAUUACCUCGCUUUGAAAGCGCUUUCUUCAAGACAGGUGGUUGACUCUGUUGGAAACCAGAUGGGUGUUGGCAAAGAAUCAGAUAUUUACAUUGUUGCAAAUGAAGAGGAAAAACAGUUUGCACUAAAGCUUCACAGACUAGGAAGGACUUCAUUCCGUAAUUUGAAAAACAAACGUGAUUACCACAAGCACAGACAUAAUAUGUCAUGGCUUUAUUUAUCCCGUUUGUCUGCCAUGAAGGAAUUUGCCUAUAUGAAGGCACUCUAUGAGAGGAAAUUCCCAGUUCCAAAACCAAUCGAUUAUAAUCGACAUGCAGUUGUCAUGGAACUCAUAAAUGGUUACCCUUUGUGCCAGGUACAUCAUAUUGAAGAUCCUGCAGCAGUGUAUAAUGAAGCGAUGGAACUAAUUAUUAAACUUGCUAAUCAUGGACUAAUUCAUGGUGAUUUCAAUGAAUUCAAUCUCAUGCUGGAUAAAGAUGACCACAUAACCAUGAUUGACUUCCCACAAAUGGUCUCAACAUCUCAUCCAAAUGCCGAAUGGUACUUUGACAGAGAUGUUAAAUGCAUCCGAGAUUUCUUCAUAAGACGUUUCAAUUAUGAAAGUGAACUUUAUCCAACCUUUGGAGAUAUCAGGAAGGAGGACUCUCUUGAUGUAGAAAUUUCUGCCAGUGGAUAUACAAAACAAAUGCAGGAAGAUGAUGAACUACUUCAUCCACUAGGUCCUGAUGAUGAGAGUCUUGAAAUAGAUGAAGGAUCUGAAUAUCCUUCAUCACUUGAAGAGAAGGUAAAGACUUCUGAGUUGGAAAAUGGAAGAAACUUCAUAGAUAAAUCGGAUGAUGAUUGUAAAAUGAACUCUUCUGAAGAACUGGUACAAAAGAAUACAGAUGUGCUGUCUGAGGAUGAGGGUGGUGCACAGUGUUUGGAAAUGACUGAAAUCAGUCAUUCAUUAGGAGAAAUUCAGGGAGAGAUUGUUGAAGGAAAGAAGAGAAGUUGCAUAAAGCAUUCUGCGACUGGUUUUCAUGAAGAGGAAGACAGCACUGAGAAUGUCACCAAGGGAGCAGAUCAAAUGCUUCGAGGAGAAGUUUCUGCUGAUUGUCAGGAAUAUGAAGAUGAAUGCCCUGAUCUGGUUAGCUUGUCAGCAUUAAACAAAGAACUCAGGCCUUUCAGGGAUGAAAACAUGGAACAAAUUAAUCACCAUAGAACAAGAACUGAGAGUGUAACUUCUGCAGGCAGUAUUGUAAGCUGUUCCACAGUUCCUCCGGAACUGGUGAAACAGAAGGUGAAACGUCAGUUGACCAAACAACAAAAAGCUAUAGUGAGACGAAGAUUACAAAAGGGAGAGGCAAAUAUUUACACCAAGCAAAGGAGAGAAAACGCCUACAACAUUAAGUCAAGCUUAGAAGCAGCUAGUUUUUGGGGAUAAUUAUUGGAACUUUUUUCUGAAAGUGUGGUUUAUAAUAUAUUGGGGGGAAAGUGUUAUCUUGAAGAUCCUAUUUUUCUGUAAUUUUGGUUAUGUAAAUGUGUGCAUAUGUAUAGCUGGCCAUUCUACCUUUUCUAACAGGAAACUAUUUUGAAGUAAUUGAUUUUUUCAAGAGAACACUUACCAAAAAUUUUUGCCAGUUUAAUGAAUGGAAACUUUUCUGAAAGUCAUUUGGAACAAUAUUACAUAUACUGAACUAUCAUAUUUGAGCCUUUGGUAACUAGAGUAUUUCAAUCCCGUGGAAAUUUGACAAAGAAAAUAUAUUCUAAAUACCCAACUGAAAUAUGCCCUUAGAGUAAUAGAAUCACUGACUCUUCAGAAUUCAUCUAGUCUGACCUGGACCUUUACAACAUCCCCAGCAAGUCAUUCAACCUCUACUUGAAGCCUACAAAUAAGUUUUGACAUAACCACAAAAACUUCUCAAGUUACUCUGUUUCUUUGAAAUUGUUUGCAAUUAUAGCCUUCUGUACAUGUGUGACUCAGGAAUAAGAGACAAUAGAAGUAUUGUCUGUCUUAUGUAUGUGGGACAAGAACCACAUCUCUGUAACUCGCAUGACAAAUACCUAGUAUUGACUAUAUCGUCAACGCCUAGUUAUUGAGUGCAUCUGUAAAAGGGUAGCAUUGGGCGUUUGGUAGCCUAACUUUAAGUGGAAAUAUCAGUCAAUAAACACCUACUCCAUGCCUGGCACUAUGCUAGGCACUGAGAAUUAUUGAGGGGAGGAAUCAUUGUGGAGAAGGGCUCACCUUCCUCAUCACUUCCACCAACAGCUGACUAGCUGCCACCAACAUAUGGAUAGCACAAGAGUGCUGGAAGUAGCGGCACAUCCACCCUUACACCAACAGUCCUCCUGGAAUUCCAGCCAUUCCCACCAACAACCACUCACAGGACAGGCAAGCCAGCCUACUUGAGGCAACAGAGUACCUUGGGAAAGAAACAACCCAGCAUGUGCCGACAAGUCAAACCAACAUGACCACCUUAACCAUCAGCUCCACUUAGACCCCAUAGACACAGCCGAAGACCCUAAAGAUUGAGAAAAGAAAGUUCUUGUCUCCAGAGUCCUCAGCACUGGCAAAUGGUUCAAUAUCAAAAACUGGUAUUUUUAUCAAUGGAAGUGACAUUUAAAAAGAGACAGUACCAUCUGAUUUGUUGUUGGGACCUUUCAGUCAGACUUGCAGCUGAAAACCCACCCAUAUGUGUUAAAUGUAUCCACCAUUAGAGUGUGACCUCCUUGAGAGCAGGAACUGUCUUUUCUCUUUGUAUCCCUAGAGCUUAACACACAGCUUUGCACAUGUAAGUACUUCAUUCAUUCAUACAAAGUCCAAGAAAAGAAAUAAUCCCUGUAAGCAAAUGGAUAGAUGCUAAAUUAAAUACGUUUGAUUUUGAUGACCUACAUUGCCUUGUAGGCAAGGUAGAGUGGUAGGAGCUACCAACAAAAAAAUUAAAAAAUAAAAACCACCAAAUGAUAGUAUCACUUAGUUUUUUAAAUUGCUGACAUGAUAAUUUCAUGGCAAAAUUGUUUAAUAGAACCAAAAAGUUUAGUUGUAAUCCAGAUGAAAGUAAAUAUUUUUUAAAAUAUAUAAUCCAAAAGAGAAAAUAAAUGUGGCCUCAUGCUCAGCUGACUUCAUUAGUUUAACUACGAGAUACUCGGUUGACUCAGCUUUGUAUAAGGCCCUGUACUAGGCAUUGUUGGCAGUUUAGAAAUUUAAGUGGAAAACAAUUGUUACUGUAAAGUUGCUUAAAAAUUGAAUAGAGAUUAAAUAAAUGUAAGACAUCCAAUAACAAAUGUAAGACAACGCUGACCAGUUGUGUCUUCUAUAAGUACUAAUUUCGUUGGGAAAUUUGACCCUGUUUUGUUUGGUCAUAAAAUAUAAUUCCUUGGCAUUUGAGGUCCAGAUUGUCAUAUGGUACAAAGUGUUACAUAGGCCCAGGUUACCUUUUAGAGAUGAUUUUCUUGGCUUGGCCCAUAUCUCAAGUCCUGAGAAAUUCACCUUAUUGAAUAAUUGAAUAAUGAAUAAUGAAAACACACUUGACCCCAUAUAAAAAAUAUAAAAAAAAAACUAGCAAUCUAAGGUUAGGAUGGUAUGAUAGUGCCCUUCACUGCCAGGUCCUACAAUUCCUAAAAGAAGUCUUCAUAGCACUUUUCUCCAUUGCCAGGGAUACUUUUGUGAGAACUGGUUGCCUUUCCCCCUUAUUUGUAUGAUGCAUCCAAGUAAGUUUUAUGAGGGUAGGGGUUCAGUCUUCUCUAAAAUUUGUAUUUCCCACAGGACCUAGUGCACAUUGGUGUUUUUUGACUGAUUAUUGAAUAUGUAAUUUCAGUCAUUCCCAGAAAAGCUCCUCUCACUUGUUCCACUGUCCACUUAUCCUCUCAUCUCAUGUUACACGUGUAGUCCAUGUUUGUUUUUUAAUUACUUGCAUAAUUUUCCAUCUCUUAAGUCAUCAUAACUCUUUUAUACUCACUGGACAGUACUUGUCAGGAUGGCAGAGUGAGAGGAAGCAAAAUAGUCCAUCUCACUACUCUAGCCAGGAUGGAAAAAGAGAAUGAGACAGAAAUGACCAAAAAACCCAAGGAGAAACUACAGUAAGUGCACGUUGCCUGUACAAGCCCACAUAAGCAGACAGAAGCCUGUGGUACUGGGGAUGAGCUCUCGCCAGGGAAUCUUAGGCUAGAGCAUGGUACAUAGGUCUCAAGCAGAAGGGCCAGGAUCUAGGAUGCCUGGAUCCCAUAGCCUGUAUUCUGAUCUCUCUCGGGUCAAAAGCUUGAGGAUUAGGACUAAGGUGACAACUAUUGGGGCACCUCCUGGGUCAGAGCGCCUCUUCACUAUUCAACCAUGUAUUUCUCAUGUAAACUGCCUGACUGCUUAGAGAGCUGUUCAUGGGGUCCUUGAAGAAUCUGGCAGAUUGCCCAGACAAUACAGAUCAGUACCAAAGAAAGCCUCACCAUUCUUUGCAGAAGGGCAAAGCUUAUCCCUGACUCAAAAGGCUCAAUUCAGGAAGUAAGGCUGGAAAAAUGAGUAAAGAUAAGAAAAUAUCAACAAUAAUAUUAUAGAGCCAUAGACAUAAACCCAGAAAAAAAAGGAACUCGUGUAUAAGUGUCAUAAUCACAAGUUUGCUAAAUGCUCUGAGUUCCUGGAAGAAAAAAGUUUUAAAAUGAUAACAUGAAUUUGAGUUCUAGAGAAAGAAUUGGAAGGAUAAAUAAAUGGCUUAGUAUAAGAGGUACGAAACAUACUCAAUUACUGAAAAAUAGGCCCAAAAGACAACAAAUAGUAAAAACCCAAAAUAUUUUUAAUACCAGAAAAUGUCAGGUAUAAUCUUAACAAAACCAUUGACCAGGAAUAUAGGUCAAGGGGAGAUAAUCUGACUACCUAAAAACCUAAAUGACAAAAAAAAAAAAUCCUAAAUGUAUUUAAAGAAAAUAUGAA
This is a messenger RNA of Vombatus ursinus (common wombat), 5178 nucleotides long. It is a transcript of the gene RIOK2, whose product is annotated as RIO kinase 2. Gene Ontology annotation, cellular component: preribosome, small subunit precursor; nucleus; cytosol. The record is from RefSeq and is a predicted model, not a curated record. Lineage: Eukaryota; Metazoa; Chordata; Mammalia; Diprotodontia; Vombatidae. The transcript is spliced from 10 exons. Bases 40 to 1701 code for a protein of 553 amino acids. Gene Ontology annotation, biological process: protein phosphorylation; maturation of SSU-rRNA. Gene Ontology annotation, molecular function: protein serine/threonine kinase activity; ATP binding.